Rhipicephalus microplus (southern cattle tick) is the source of this 2043-nucleotide messenger RNA. Its product is annotated as neprilysin-1-like. Gene Ontology annotation, cellular component: plasma membrane. NCBI's taxonomy places the organism in Eukaryota, Metazoa, Arthropoda, Arachnida, Ixodida, Ixodidae. Gene Ontology annotation, biological process: protein processing. The record is from RefSeq and is a predicted model, not a curated record. Gene Ontology annotation, molecular function: metalloendopeptidase activity.
AUGGCGACACGAUCGGAGACGAGCGCUGGCUUCCAGCUGAACGUUAUUGCAAGGAACAAGCAAUUUCGGAAAACGACCACGUGCGAGAGGAGCCAUCGUCCGCCGUCGUCGACGCUUCGUGCAUUCGUGCUCCACAGCUUCGUGGUGCUCGUCGUGACCGUGCUGCUCCUCACCACCAUGCUCACCAUGAACAUGGCGCGCAUCGAGCAAGCCAUCGGAUUUCCAGCCUCCAACAAGACACGUCGAGGAUUGCUGAGCCACACGUCCGAGCGAUUGUUGUUCUGCGACGCCAAGCAAUGUGAAUACGAAGCGCGAUUCCUGAACGCGAGCGUGGACUGGUCGCUGAAUCCAUGCGACGAUUUCUACAAGUACGCCUGCUCCCGCUGGAAAGGCCGCCACCACGUGCCAAACUACAGCGACGAGCGGUCCCUGUUCACCGUGCUGAGGCGGUCUCUCGACAUGGACGUGCUCAGCAUACUAAACGCGACUCUGCUCCCAGAAGAGCUACAGACGCCCAACCAGAAGGCUGCAGCUUUGCUGGCAGGCUGCAUUGAUAGGCGCCGACUGAACCGUCUAGGCUUGGCCCCGUUCGUUCGCUUGCUAGAUCGGCACGGCCUCUCCGGAUGGCCGCACUCGAACCCGAGGCCUCCCGAACCGGCGCUGCUUGUGGGUGAGCUUACUCGGCGACUGCGGCUGCAGACGUUCUUUUCGACCACCGUGUCCGUGCAUCCCAAGGACGUCUCCCGGCGUAUGAUCCACGUAGCUUUCAUGGAGAUAGCGAGCAAGCGUAUGGGCAUGUCAUGCCACCCUGCGGCGUCCGCGUUGGACGAGCCGCAAACGCUGUUAUCAAAGGGGAUGCUGCUGGAGAUGAACGUGCUGGAGAAAUACCGCCUGCUCGUGACCAAGAUGAUGCGCGUGUUUCCCGACAGCGACGAGAACAUACCGAACAACGUCCUGCAGAUGGAGAUACAACUUGUCAUGGCAACUGAUCUCUCUUGGAAGCGGAAACACAAGCACGCCGUCAGAGUUAUCCUGGGCAGCUUGCCGAAGUCCCACAAGUGGAAUUGGGCGAUCUUUAUGAAGACCAUCGCUGGAGAUCUGCUGGACGUGAGCAACGACACGCAAGUGGUCUCGCGAAGUCCAGAGUUCUUCUCUCGCUUAGCGAGCAUACUGAACAACGCUUCGAGGAAGGCCAUCACAGACUACGUGGCGUGGCGCCUCCUGGUGCACAUGGCGCCUUUCCUGCCGGACGCCUUCCGCCCCCUGGUGGGGCUGUCCAGGAACGCUGACGAAGAGGACCGGAGCGCCGCCAGUGCGUUCGCGACGCCCCCCAGGUGGCGUACCUGCUACGACCGCGUGGCCGACCUGAUGCAGUACGCCGUGGCCGCCGCCUACGCGCAGCGGUUCCUCGUCGGGAAGGCCAGCGCGCUGCGCAAGGACGUGAAAAAGAAGUACGCCCUGUUCAGUGAGCGCGUCCUCGAAGUGGUACGGAAGUCGCAGUGGAUCCAUCCCAAGUCGAGCCACGUCAUACAGCAGAGGCUCCUGUCUGUGACGCCCUACUUUCUCUACCCCUCAUUCGUGGAGAAUGACUUUGCCAUCUCCGCAUUUUAUCACGUGGUUCCCGAUGUGCGGAUAGGCGCUGUCCUUGAGAGCUACUACUACGCCCGAUCAGCGCUGAACGACCACUACUGGCAAUGGCUCGUUGAGGACUGGAUUGGCCCAGAGUGGGAGGUGCCGUUCCUGAGGCCUCAGGUCUUCUUCAACGAGGAGUUCAAUACUCUAGCCGUCCCCUUCGGAAUACUCCAGAGUCCACUCUACUACACCAACAUGCUACCGCCAGUCGAUGCAGCCCGGUUUGGCUUCCAGCUGGUCAGAGAGCUGACACGAGCUUUCUUUGCCAGUGGGCCUUUCUUCAAAGAACGCAAGAACGUGAAGAAGCCGUGGGACCGACUGACGCAGGAGGAGUUCAAGAGCCGUUACAACUGCUUCCUACACCAGUACGGCCAAGUUUACGGCAAACAGGUACAGACAUCGCCUCUCUAA